Messenger RNA from Fragaria vesca subsp. vesca, 1296 nucleotides. Its product is annotated as protease Do-like 8, chloroplastic-like. The transcript is spliced from 13 exons. The record is from RefSeq and is a predicted model, not a curated record. NCBI's taxonomy places the organism in Eukaryota, Viridiplantae, Streptophyta, Magnoliopsida, Rosales, Rosaceae. Gene Ontology annotation, biological process: proteolysis. Bases 1 to 1296 code for a protein of 431 amino acids. Gene Ontology annotation, molecular function: serine-type endopeptidase activity; protein binding.
AUGUCCUCUGCUUUCUCUGAAUCUCAAUCAAACUGUACUCAUUCUCCAGACGGCGCCGUUUCUCCUUUCCCCAUUUCCACUCAGAGGAGUGUUCGAGAACUGAGCAAGGAUAUCGAGCCAUUAGUGCGUGAGAGUACUCCCUUCACAACAAGGAGGGCUUUGUUUGCGAGUAUAUUCAUGUACUCGUUGUAUGAUCCUUCAAGGUACUUGUCAGCUCUAGCUUUAGGGGAUCCAUCUGUUACAAUUGAAGAAGUAACUCCCCCAGUUUUUGCUUCCGGGGCACUCUUCCCCACUGAGGAGAGAAUUGUCGAACUCUUUGAGAAGAACACAUAUUCUGUUGUGAACAUUUUUGAUGUAACAUUGCGCCCUCAACUUAAUGUAACCGGCGUGGUCGAGGUUCCUGAAGGAAAUGGUUCAGGAGUAGUUUGGGAUAAACAAGGACACAUUGUAACAAACUAUCAUGUAAUUGGUAAUGCACUCUCAAGAAAUCCAGGUCUUGGGGAUGUUGUUGCACGAGUUAACAUUCUAGCUUUGGAAGGGGUACAGAAGAAUUUUGAGGGUACCUUAGUUGGUGCUGAUCGUGCGAAGGAUCUUGCUGUCUUGAAGGUAGAAGCCUCUGAAGAUCUGUUGAGGCCAAUUGUUGUGGGGGAGUCAUCUUCUCUAAGAGUUGGGCAGCAGUGUUUAGCAAUUGGAAAUCCAUUUGGUUUUGAUCAUACCCUCACUGUUGGAGUUAUUAGCGGACUGAAUCGAGACAUAUUUAGUCAAGCUGGAGUCACCAUUAAUGGUGGAAUUCAAACCGAUGCAGCUAUCAAUCCUGGGAACAGUGGAGGACCCCUGCUAGAUUCAAAAGGAAAUUUGAUUGGGAUAAAUACUGCAAUAUUUACUCAGUCAGGGACAUCAGCAGGUGUAGGAUUCGCUAUCCAAUCAUCAACUGUACUAAAAAUUGUUCCUCAGUUGAUCCAGUUUGGCAAGGUUGUACGAGCUGGUUUGAAUGUAGAUAUAGCUCCAGACCUGAUUGCAAAUCAACUCAAUGUUCGAUAUGGAGCUCUUAUCCUACAGGUCCCUAAAAAUAGUGUUGCAGCCAAGGCUGGCCUACUUCCCACCACAAGGGGAUUUGCGGGUAACAUAGUUCUCGGGGAUGUCAUUGUCGGAGUUAACAACAAACCUGUUAAAAACCAAGCAGAGUUGAACAGCGUACUGGAUGAAUUUAGCGUGGGAGAGAAAGUAAUCUUAAAUAUUCAGAGGAGCGGUGAAAAUUUAGAGGUUCCCAUAAUAUUAGAGGAAAAGAGUUCAUAA